Molecule: messenger RNA, 3851 nt
Organism: Amyelois transitella
Lineage: Eukaryota; Metazoa; Arthropoda; Insecta; Lepidoptera; Pyralidae
Product: probable RNA helicase armi
Exons: 7
Coding region: 432-3821 (1129 amino acids)
Molecular function (GO): helicase activity
Source: RefSeq, a predicted model, not a curated record
UUGCAAAGUCAUUUGUAACGUUCGUAUCGUAACCAUGAAAAUAUGUAUAUUUUAUUAUUACAUUUUAUUCAUCUGUGAUUAACUGUUUCAUUGUAUUUUAUAAUCUUAGUUCAGUAGGUAAAUACCUUACCUGCCCUUGUAUAAUUUGCAGGUACCAUCUGUUUGCAGGGUAAUGUCUACCUCAAGCAAUAUUUCGCAGUCUGUCUCAGAACCUGAAACACCACAGAGCACAAAUCAAAGUAGAAUUCAAAAUUUUGAUCAAUCAUUGAAUCAUGUGGAACUUGGCCACAGCAUUGAGCAGUCCUUGAAGAGUGCUCAAAAAGAGGUGCACCAAAAGAGAAUUCAGUUUCUAAGAAAAGAACUUGACUAUUUGAAAUCUACUGAAUGGAAGUUUGAGUUUGAUAAGGGAUUUCUCCAGUAAAUGUGUCAAAAUGAUUUCAUAUUUUUUAUCAUUCUUUAGUAACUGGUUUUCUAAAAAUGUGGAUGAUGAUGACGAUGAUAAAGAAAACUUUCUUGCUGAAGAGCUGCUAGAUUUAGAAGUGACAGAACCAACCAGUUAUGAAUUGGAACCAGUACAACCUGAAAUACCAAGAGGCUCUGUAUGUUUUAAAAAGACAGGUAUAGUAACAGUCAUUGAAGAAGAUCGGUAUAUCCUAAUAGAUGGUAUUCUUUAUUACGACCUUUCAACUUGCUGCAUCAAUUUGAAAGUGAAAGACAAAGUUUUGUAUCUUGCCUAUAAAGAUUCUAAUGACUCUAUAAUAGUUGUAAGGAUCCUGGAAAACCAGGGCAUAUGCUGGGAGGAUGAAAAAGAGUUUGAAAAAGAAGGAGAUAGUUUUCAAGUUAUAGAACACACACUGGUAGGAGAAGUGGAUGACAGGGAAGAUCGGUUUGUUAUAAUAAAAGGCAAUGAAUAUGACAGAUUGAAAUUCAACCUGGACAAUGUGGAAGGGACUAUUGUGCCAGUGAAAGGGGACUGGUUAGAGUUAAAAUGCAAAGUGCAGUAUGAUGAAAAUCAUCCAACUGACAUUUCAGCUGCUCAGGUAUUGCAAGUUACAUCAUUCAAACCAUUGAGAACUAAAAUUAAGACUGCAACUAUAUCAAAUUGGUUUGGUGAAUACGGCAGCUGUGAUCGUCAGAUUUACUUCGACAAACAAUCUUUACAAAAUGGUGUUACGCCAACAGUUGGUACUAAGGUUAUUGUUGAAGCCAUUGAAAGUAUCCAAGGAACGUGUACAUGGAGGGCUAUAAAAGUGGUUAUUCUUGAUAAUGGAGCUCCUGUUAAUGAAAAUACUACAGUCGGUGAUGACUAUGAGGAAACUAGCAGUGUAGAAAGUGAAAAAAAUUUAGAAGUGACAAAAUCAAUAAAAUUUGAUAAUGUUAGUAUCCAACAAACAGCUGUCCUCCAAAUAAAUAUUACAAAUAAAAGCAAUGACACUCACAUUUUGAAUAAAUGGAUUAUGCUUAGUAGAAAACGUGAUUCGCAAGUUGACAUCGAGCCGUUCUUAAGUCGGCCUAGAAAGAUUUUUCCACAGGAUACAUUUUCUCUCAAUGUAACUUGUAAACCAAAAUUUUUAGGAAGUACCACAGAAUGUUUGGUACUUUCAUUCAAAGGGUUUCAAAUUAAACGAUUUAUUGACAUGAACAUUGUCGAUAAAACUAAUUCAAAUGGCAUUAGAAAUGAUAUACUUUACAAGUCGGAAAGUGAAAAAAUAGGAAUUAUGCGGAAGAUAAGAAAUAAUGGAACUAUGACAAUAAUACCAGGUGUGAGGCCCGUGAAGCCACCAGCCUUUAUACCAGUCAAACUUGGCAUGUUUCCUAUACCAGACAAAGUGUGGUCAGCUGUGCUAGGUGAUUCAGAACAAACAAUAUAUGGAUCUGACUUUCAUAAUAUUUUGGAUAGAAUUGAGACUUAUUUACCAUGCCUAAUUCAAGAUUUAAAUAUUAAUAACUAUAUUGACAAAUGGCAUACAUUGUUAUAUAUGGAAGAAAUACAGGCAAAUAUAAGUAUGAGGGCAUAUGAUACGCCCAAAGCCUUCUUGAUACGAUGCCAGGAAUAUCUUUGUCUUGAAAUAAAAGGUCUGGCAGAGAGGAGACCUUCACUUAUAAAAGGUGAUCGAGUGAUCGUUAAAGAUAUCUGGAGUGACAGUGCCCCACAAUACGAAGGGUUCAUUCAUGCUAUCAAAAAUGAUAUGGUUCUUAUUCAGUUUAACCGACAUUUUCAUGAGACAUACUCUGGGAGUGAUGUUUCAAUAGAAUUUCACUUCACCCGGACUAUGUAUAGAAGAGCACAUCAAGCAGUAAAUCUAGCUAUAUCUAAUUUGGGGCCCGAUAUUCUUUUCCCACGUCGACUUACAUCUCGCAGUCAUCAAGUACCAUCUGAACAUAUGCAAAACAUUAAAUGGUUUAACAAUAGUAUAAAUUCAGGCCAAAAAUCUGCUAUUACUAACAUUUUAAUUGGAGAAUGUCGCCCACUACCAUAUUGUAUAUUUGGGCCCCCUGGUACGGGUAAAACUAUUACAGUUGUAGAGACUAUUUUACAAAUACUAACUCUAAUGCCAGACAGCCGAAUUUUAGUAGCAACUCCAUCUAAUAGUGCUGCAAAUUUAUUGAUGGAAAGACUUAUUAAAUAUAGGGAUGUAGUUCCCAAUUCCAUAAUAAGACUGAUAGCCAGUUAUUUGGUAGAUUCAGAUAACAUUCCAGACAUAAUUAAACCAUUUUGUGCAACAAUGGACAUCGCAGCGAAAGAUUCUUCGAAACCAAAACAUGUAGUGAAAGAUGGGAUAAAUCUCAACUGUCAAUCUUCGUAUAUAGGAAGACAUCGGGUUACGAUCGGCACUUGUAACUGUCUCGGCGCUCUAGCGCAGAUGGGUUUGCCUAAGGGUCACUUCAGUCACAUUAUCAUUGAUGAAGCAGGUCAGGCCACUGAGCCAGAAAUAAUGAUACCACUGACGUUUCUAGAUAAAGAUAAUGGGCAAGUUAUUCUUGCUGGUGAUCCUAUGCAACUGGGACCAGUGAUAAUGUCAAAAUAUUGUCAAAAUUACGGCAUGGAUGAGUCUUAUCUUUCACGAUUGCUUGACACCUAUCCUUACCAAAAGGAUUAUGCUGCAUACGCCGAUGGCUACGAUUAUCGACUGGUCACAAAAUUAAAUGACAAUUACAGGUCAUUGGAGACAGUUUUAUCAUUGCCUAGUGAAUUGUUUUACGAUUCAACUCUCGUUGCUAAGAUUGAUCAAAACCAGCCAUGGUUAAAGAAGCUUCAAAAUGAUAUUUCAGAAAUUCUAGAUCUACCAAACGCAAAUACUGGAGGUAUCUAUGUGCAUGGUAUUAGGGGCGAGAAUUACAGAGCAGAAGACAGUCCUUCCUGGUAUAAUCCACAUGAAGCAUCAAUGGUGGCACUUACCACAUGUAAAUUGUUUAAGAACAAAAUCAAUGCUGAUGACAUUGGCAUAAUAACACCUUAUAUAGCUCAGAUAAGACAUUUAAGACUGCUGUUUGAAGCUAUGGGUCUACCACAACCAAAGAUUGGGACUGUUGAAGAGUUCCAAGGACAAGAGAGGCCAAUUAUACUUAUAUCAACUGUGCGGGCAUCUGCUUCUCACCUUGCUGAAGAUCAUAAGCAUGUAUUGGGUUUUGUGAAGAACCCUAAAAGGUUAAAUGUAGCUUUAACAAGAGCUCAAGUAGCAGUUUUGUUAUUCUGUGACCCACAUCUUCUAAGUAGGGAUCAAUUGUGGCGGAAUGUUAUCCAACGAGCUGUAAAAGAAGAUAAAUAUGUAGGCUGUAAUCUACCCAGUGCCGUGUUUGAUGAUCAAGAGAGAUUUUAAGUUUAGGGUAUCUAAUAAAAUCUUUUAAUA